UUGCCCAGUUUAAUUUACUUCCAGGAGUACGAUUAUUUUUUGUCAUCGGAAGAAAGAUUGCGUAAGAAAAAGCUCGUCACUUUUUACUGCCAAAAAACAGAAAAAUAUUUGGAUUCAGUAGCACGCGGUGCGUUGAAUAGUCCAUGGGGCGCACGAAUUGCAUUGCCAUUUUACGCACAAUUCGAAACAUUUAAUGAAGCUUAUGAUUAUUGCCCUGAAAUUUCUGGUUCAGCGCGAUCUGACAAGCCAUGA
Gongylonema pulchrum is the source of this 252-nucleotide messenger RNA. Lineage: Eukaryota; Metazoa; Nematoda; Chromadorea; Rhabditida; Gongylonematidae. The record is from the annotation of a GenBank genome assembly.